This is a messenger RNA of Leptosia nina, 1899 nucleotides long. The record is from the annotation of a GenBank genome assembly. NCBI's taxonomy places the organism in Eukaryota, Metazoa, Arthropoda, Insecta, Lepidoptera, Pieridae.
AUGAAGUUCCUAAUUUUCGUUCUUGUAAUAGUGAGUUUUGAGGGAGUUAUUGGAAGCAAAAUAGAAAUUAACGAUACCCUAAUAGAAUGGUUUCCGCCACUUUACGCACUCGACGAAUGGGCAACCUGUCAACACCCCAUGGACGAAUAUUGUUUAGUGGACGCUGUAUUGUACUCCGACAAGCCAUCCAAACUUCUGGACACUCUGACGGCUUACUCGUCAGAGGUGGCCAAGCACUACAACCGAACACAAAUACACCGAGGCGUAUGCAUGUCCAAGUGUCCAGUGAACGGGACAGAUAAGUGGGAAGUUGCCCAGUCCUGCGUGAACAGAAGCAUUCAGCCAUAUGACCUAGAGGCUAGAGUGACGUCAGUGAACUGGUGCAGCACCCCAGGAGGUCAACGAGCGUCGGGUGCAGCGCGCGCCAUGGGGGUGAUUAUGGUCACCUUACUUGUUAUGACUGUAGCAGCAACGGUAGUCAGUCUUGUCGAUUAUAAAAUGGGAAACAAAGUGUUGAUGGCGUUCUCCUUAACCAAGAACUGGCAAUCAUUGUUCAGCGGUAGACCUAGUAGUGAGGCAAGGUUUCGAGACUUUAACGUUUUGGAUGGAGUUAAGGCUCUAGGUAUUCAAAGUGUAAUAUUCACACACAUUAUGCUCCUCCAAGCGUAUGCCUACGUUGAUAAUCCCGAUUUUAUAGAGAGGAUAUAUGACAAGCUGACUUGGAAAGUGGGUAUGAACACCCCACUCUUUCUCCAAGCCUUCUUCACGAUGACUGGAUUCAUGACGGCUUACAUGACACUUGUCAUAGCUGAAAAACGCAGGAUUUCCUUUACAGAUUGUUUGUUUUCCAUUAUUUCCCGGAUAAUCAGGUUAGGCCCGUUAGUGAUCUUCACGCUGGGUUUCACGAUUUUCUGGUUCCCACUGAUGGGAUCCAGUCCCCACUGGACCUGGCUAGUGGGAAGGGAGGUUCACGAUUGCUCGAACAUUUGGUGGCAUUUCUUCGUCUUCGGUGAGAACUUCACAGGCACAAAGAACUAUUGUUUAUCCCAUUUAUGGUAUGUAGCUAUUGAUUUGCAAUUCCACAUCUUCGGGGUCCUGUUCCUCUUCCUGUUCCUUCGUUAUAGGCGUUUUGCGAUUCCAGUACUAACUGCCAUUGUAAUAGGAACUGGAUUGGCAGCUGGUAUCGUUCAUUAUAGAUCCAGCUACACGCCAAUCAUCACUGGACAACAUCCUGAAACACUUAGAACUGUAUUCGAGCACUGGGAACAAAUAAGAAUUAUUUACACUCCACCGUGGAUGAACCCUGGAUUUUUCAUCGGACUUAUUGUCGGAUUUAUACACUAUAACAAUCAAGAGAAGGGAAUUAAACUCAGUGAAAAAACGUGGUUCAAUAUCCUCUUCAAAACAUCGCUCCACUUAGCGAUGGUUGUAGCCGCUCUUGGGGUAUUCUUUUUAUCAGACAAUCCUCCCCCAAUAUGGGUUGGUGGUGUAUACAGCGCACUGGACAGGCCGUUGGUUUCUGUCUUUCUGAGUAUUUUCAUCUUGGGGCUGGUCAGUAAAUGCAAAUCCCUCGCGCUUAGCAUAUUAUCAUGGAGUGGCUUCCAGGCCAUGGGAAAACUUGCCUACUGCGCGUACAUCGUUCACUUUAUCGUGCUACGUUUAAUAUUUGCGAACAACAUGCGACUCAUACACGUCAACAUAUUUUAUAUGAUCUUUCUCCAAAUAUCCGCAACGGUUCUCACUUACUUGAUCAGUAUUCCCAUGUAUUUGCUGAUCGAGUUGCCAUUCGUCAAAAUAUGGAAGUCUGCGUUUGAAGCCCCAAAGCCCCAGUCCAAAGUGAACGAAGAACCUGCAACUCUCAAAGUGGACCAUUCAACGAAUGUACAAAAUGAUGUUUAA